GCUUAGGAACGCCGCACCAUUGGUUAAGUCGUUAAGUCAGCGGGCAUUUCAGCAAGUUUUACUGACGUCUUAACGUGACAGUUGCAACGCUGGUGUCCUGGUUUGUCACCGGAAAAAGGCACGAUGCAGAGUUCAUCAGAAGAGAGGCAGCGUGACGAUGAUGAUGCUGAGUCUGGGGAUGAAGAGGCCGCUGGAACGAGUCAUCCACUUCCUGCCCAGGAUUUAUUGGCAACUGGGUCUGAUGUCCUGGACCCCCAGCCUGACUCUGAUCUCUGUAUGGCAGCACCGACUCCUCACCUGUCGAGCUCGAACACACCAGAUGUCAUGACCGACCCAGAGCUGCCAGAAGAGAAGGAGUUACCCUCUCUUGACCCUGACCAUCCUAUGUGUAUAAAGUUUCAGGAAGCUCUAAACCGUGAGCUCAAGAUGAGACUGGAAAAGAUCAAGAAGGAACUGAAAGAAAAGCGCGCUCGUAAAAAGGCAGCUGACCUCCGGUGGGAGAAAGUGAGCAUUGAGGCACGCCACGUUCAGGAAAAACUGGAGAAAGUGAAACGCAAAAUGGAGCAGGUUCAGCAGGCCGGAGUGGACGCACAAGUCCGGCGUCGGCAGGCACAAGAUCAACUGGAGGUGGCGAAGAUCAAAUUUUCUGACGUGAGCAAACAGCGCAGCCAAGAGGAAGCACACGUCACCGAACUGCAAGGGAAACUGGAGAAAAUGCUGCAGCACCUCAGCUUAGCACAAGCAGUCAGCAAAGAUCAGCGCUCCAAAGGUAAAACCAUGAAGAAGGCUAAGCACAGAGCGGGAGCUGAGAAAACUCAAGCAGAAGAGCAGAAAUUGAAAAAGGACCUGUACAUAACUCAUCUAACCAAGGAUCUGGAGAGGCUGACCCAGCAGGUCCACAUGUACGAGGCCCAAAAAACUGCUCAAGCCGUGGAGACAAAAGCAGUCAAGCAGGCAUUUUCUGAG
Austrofundulus limnaeus is the source of this 966-nucleotide messenger RNA. Its product is annotated as coiled-coil domain-containing protein 40. Gene Ontology annotation, cellular component: cilium; cytoplasm. Lineage: Eukaryota; Metazoa; Chordata; Actinopteri; Cyprinodontiformes; Rivulidae. Gene Ontology annotation, biological process: heart looping; epithelial cilium movement involved in determination of left/right asymmetry; axoneme assembly. The record is from RefSeq and is a predicted model, not a curated record.